This is a messenger RNA of Nicotiana tabacum (common tobacco), 2590 nucleotides long. RefSeq names its product protein IQ-DOMAIN 9. The record is from RefSeq and is a predicted model, not a curated record. Gene Ontology annotation, molecular function: protein binding. NCBI's taxonomy places the organism in Eukaryota, Viridiplantae, Streptophyta, Magnoliopsida, Solanales, Solanaceae.
UUGACCUUAAACACAGAAACAUAAACUGUGAGAAUUCAUAUAGCUAAUUCCGACUUGUUUGGGACUGAGGCGUAGUAAUUGUUGUUGUAAUAAUAGUAGUAGUAAUACGUUUCGAGUUUGUAUUUUUAUCUGUUCUUGUUUGUUUCUGGUGUAAAUAUAUAUCGGGGUACUCUUUGUUUGACCAAAAUUCUAAGAGAAAUGCCUUAUCUGUGUGUUGAUGAAAUCAACAGUAGUGUUUAGCUGAUUGGAUUAUUAGCUCUGCAGAAGUUUUCUUCUCUUUUUUUUUAGACUCGGGGGCGGAUUUAUAUAGUUGGCAACGGGUGGGAUUGAACCACGAUUAGUUCAAAUUCUAUAUAUGUGUGUAUAGUUAAGAAAUUCUUAAAAUUAUAUGUUUAUACAAAUUCGACCUUUUCUCCUAAAAAAGUAGUGGGUGCAGUCAGAGAGCUAGGUGUUGGUGAAUGGUGAGGGGUUCAAUUGAAUUUCCUUCGCGGAAAAUUAUACUGCUCAAGUAGGGAAAAAUGAGUUUCUUUUUUGUUAUAUGUAUAAAAUCUUGAAUCCUUGAACGGGAGCUUUGGAGUAAUGGUAAAGUUGUCUCCGUAUGACCCAUAGGUCAGGGGUUCGAGCCGUGGAAGCAGCCACUAAUACUUGCAUUAGAAUAAGUUGUCUAUAUCACACCCCUUAGGGUGUGGCCUUUCCCCGGAUCUUGUGUGAAUGUGGGAUGCUUUGUACACCGGAUUGCCCUUUUAAAAAAAUCUUGAGUCCGCUUGGCAUAAGGGAAUAUUCUAGUGUACUGGCAAAAGGAGUUCAAAAGUUGCUUUAGAUUACGUGUUCAAAUCCUAUUUCUAGUAUUUAUUUUUUGAAUCUCUAUUGUAUGUAGUCCUAGCUCUGCCACUGGGUGCAGCGAUAUUCAUACUUGGAUCUGUCUCUGCUUACGGAGUCUUUUACUACCUAUAUGGAGUAAUGCUUGUUAGAUCAUGGAUAAGACUGUAGAUAGAUAUUAAGCAAUGUUUGAUGAAAUUUUCUGAAAUACAGUUUAAGGCACCUUUAGUGUUGCCUCUCAGUCAUCUAUGAUUUGCAAGGGAAUAAUUAAUUUCAAAUAGAAGGCCUGUGAGUGCGAGGAUACACUUAUUCUGAUAACUAUGAAUAGAUCUGAGCCAGUUAGAUAUUGUUACAUAGUUAUAUAAGUUUCGCGUACGAGGAGCUUCGUGCCUAGGAUAUGGAGUGCUGUGUAUAUGAGGUGAUUUCUACUACAGAACCGGACAUUGCGGAAUUUGAGAGAGUAAGAUAUAUAUAACAAGCAUCUGCAAUGGGUUCUGGAUACUGUCUUAAAAAUGUUAUCAGUUUGAGGAAAGCAAAAGAUGGCAGAUCGAAAAGAUUAAAGGGAACUUCUAUUGGACGCACGGGGGACGACAACUCUCAGAAAGAGCCGUCAAGGAGAUCAAGUGGUGCUUCUAUAAAAAAUCACAGGGAACUGGAAAUGCCUCUUGAGGAUAAAGCGGCCACAAAGAUUCAGACAGCUUUCCGCGCAUAUGUGGCAAGGAAAACUUUACGUUGCUUGAAAGGAAUAGCAAGAUUACAGUCUAUGACACAAGGCUCAUCAGUGAAAAAACAAGCUUCAGCAACUUUGAGCAAUCUUCAGUCAUGGAACAGGAUACAAACUGAGAUUAGAGCUCGCCGUGUUAGUAUGGUAAUAGAAGGGCGUCUUAAGCAGAAGAAGGUGGAGAAUCAAUUGAAGCUUGAGGCAAAGCUUCAUAACGUAGAGGCAGAGUGGAGUGGUGGCCCUGAAACAAUGGAAGUAGUUCUAGCAAGAAUACACCAGAGAGAAGAAGCAGCAGUGAAGCGGGAGCGAACUAUGGCAUAUGCAUUUUCUCAUCAGUGGAGGGCCAAUUCCAACCCAAUAUUCAGAUCAAGUAAUCAUGAUAUCAGCAAAGCUAACUGGGGCUGGAGCUGGACGGAUCGCUGGAUUGCUGCUCGUCCGUGGGAAUGCCGAAUUCCUGUUCAAUCAACUCCAAGAAUGGCCAAUAAGAUAGCAAGGACGACUCCUAAAAGUUACAAAACUCAAACAAUAAAAACACCAGUUUUUGUUAAAUCAACUUUUGCUAAUCAGAAACGCACUAUAAAGCCUCGAAAGCUAUCGUACGAAGCAGCUGAUAAAUUGACUGCAGAGAAAGGAAUCAACAAAGUUGACGCAAGCAUUGAAAAACAGGUGAUGGUAUCCUAAAAGCAACUGAAAAGAAGAUAACAUGUUCGAGCUAAGACGUGUUUCCACAGUUUCGCUGAGGUUAACGGCGAAAAACUUGAAGUUGGAUGUGUUUGAGCAGUUAAGUUUGACAGUUUUUCCUCUAAAUUUCCGAGUUCUUACGAGCUUAUGUAUAUUUAAGAAAAUAAGUUAUUCGUCGGUUAUAAUGUGUAUAGAUAAGGUAUAGUUCAUUUGAAUCGUUCUUUUAUAGGUUUAGAGGUCAGAAUAUUUAGUUUUCUAUGUUUCUUUAUUGUUUUUGUCAUGAAAUAUUUUGGUCAGGACAUCUGUUCUGUUACAUGAUGUAAAAGAUAUUGCAGAGUGUUUUUGGUAUAGUAAAAUCUUAUUGCUUGA